This is a messenger RNA of Gryllus bimaculatus (two-spotted cricket), 848 nucleotides long. The record is from the annotation of a GenBank genome assembly. Lineage: Eukaryota; Metazoa; Arthropoda; Insecta; Orthoptera; Gryllidae.
GCGUUUGCCGCAGAUCCAGAGAGGGUUCGAAAUCAGCUGCACUUCGGUCUCCAGCAUAAGAAGGGGGUGCGGCCGCGGGUGGUCCCAGUGCAACAUUCAGCAGGAGUUGACAGGAAGAAGAAUAGAAAAGAGCAACCCACCAACAUGGCUGAAGAUCUCCCACAAGAACAGAUUGCCGUACUCAAGAAGGCCUUUGACGCUUUUGAUAGCGAAAAAAGUGGAAGCAUUUCCACAAACAUGGUGGAAGACAUUUUGAGGCUUAUGGGUCAACCGUUCAAUCGUACCAUUCUUGAAGAGAUGAUUGAAGAAGUAGAUGCUGAUAAAUCUGGAAGACUAGAGUUUGAAGAAUUUGUAACCCUUGCUGCCAAAUUUAUUAUUGAAGAAGAUGCAGAAGCAAUGGAGAAAGAACUUCGUGAAGCAUUUAGACUGUAUGAUAAGGAAGGUAAUGGUUAUAUACCCACUGCUUGUUUGCGUGAAAUUUUACAUGAGCUUGAUGACCAAUUGACAGAUGAAGAACUUGAUAUGAUGAUAGAAGAAAUUGAUUCUGAUGGUUCAGGAACAGUAGACUAUGAUGAAUUUAUGGAGAUGAUGACAGGAUGAUAUAUCUGCUGGUUCGUUUCAAUGCGAAAAAGACAAGAACCUUCUAAGAAAAGAGGGGGGGGGGGAGGAAUUCACAAGAAAUUGGUCUGAUGAGUUUUUGAUUUCACAUGUAAGCAAUUUGUAAUUUUUGAUAAAAUAAAGUGAAAUUACAAGUAUCAAGUUGUGAUUCUCAUUCAGUAAAUGCUGAGAAUAAUGGACAAAUUAAUUAUAAGCUAAAUAGAAAUUUAAAAGAAUGUGUUAAAUUUCCC